This is a messenger RNA of Penicillium cosmopolitanum, 1563 nucleotides long. RefSeq lists its product as uncharacterized. The coding region runs from base 1 to 1563 and encodes 520 amino acids. Gene Ontology annotation, biological process: transmembrane transport; carbohydrate transport. Gene Ontology annotation, cellular component: membrane. Lineage: Eukaryota; Fungi; Ascomycota; Eurotiomycetes; Eurotiales; Aspergillaceae. The record is from RefSeq and is a predicted model, not a curated record. The transcript is spliced from 2 exons. Gene Ontology annotation, molecular function: carbohydrate:proton symporter activity.
AUGGCUAAAGGUGCAUCGCUUCACUUGCUGCAAACAAUUUUUGCUACUUUUCCAUGCUUUUUUCUAUUUGGUUACAAUCAAGUUGUGGUAGGAGGACUCAUUUCCUUCGAAAGCUGGACCGAGUUUUUCCCUCAGCUUGAUACUGCGCACGCCACCGGGUCUUUGAAAUCCCACCGUUCAGUCAUUCAAGGGAUUUAUGUUUCUUCAUUUACCCUUGGAGCCUUCUUUGGGUCCUUGUGCUGCUUUGUCGUCGGAGAUCUGCUAGGGCGCCGGAAGACCAUAUUCCUCGGAGGUGCUUUGACAUUCAUUGGCGAAGCUAUCUCAUGCACAUCUUUCCAAAUAUCGCAGCUCUUUGUGGGAAGAAUUUUAACAGGAUUCGGAGUUGGAAUUCUUGCCACAAUUGUUCCUGUGUGGCAGUCUGAGUCUUCUGAAGCUACAAACCGUGGCAGACAUGUGGUGAUCGAUGGGAUAUUUAUCACUAGCGGUUAUGUGGCAAGCUACUGGCUCAACUUCGGCUUUUCGCAUGUUCAAAAUCACGCAGUGUCAUGGCGAGUACCACUUGCCAUUCCCACAAUUGCAUCUGUGGUCCUGUGUGUGUCCAUCUUCUUCUUCCCCGAAUCGCCUCGCUGGCUUGUCCGCGCUGGGGAAGUUGAACAGGCCUCUCUCGAGCUUUCUCGGAUCAAAAAUAAGGAUAGAGAUUCCGAUGAGAUCAUACGUGAGAUAGCAUCCAUCGAGCUGUCCCUUGAGGAAACGGCUCGCAAUGCCGCGUCACUUAAGGAUAUCUUCACCACCAAGAACGGCAAACUCUUCUAUCGCUUUAUGUUGUGCAUGGGCCUACAGUUCUGGAUUCAGAUGACAGGGGCGCAAGUCAUCAGUACAUAUACAACCACUAUAUUCCAGAAUAAUCUGAAUCUGUCAGAUGGGAUUACGCGUAUCCUAGCGGCAUGCGCUCUCACGUGGAAAUGUCUCGCUUCCUUCAUCGCCUUCUUCACUAUUGACCGUUUCGGUCGGCGAAAGCUUUUCCUCUUUUGUGGAGUUGGAAUCACGACAUGUAUGAUGUGCAUGGCAAUUACAUCCAGCUUUGGCAGCAGAAAUCGUGGGGCUGCAAUAGGAAGUACAUUCUUUGUGUUCCUUUACAACUUCUUUUUCCCCAUCGGCUUCCUUGGUCCAAGCUUUCUUUAUGGUACGGAGAUUGCCCCAGUUAGAUUGCGAGUCGCUAUGACAUCCGUUUCGAUUGCAAAUCAUUGGCUAUGGAACUUCGUUGUUCAGAUGGUCACGCCUAUCGCUUUGGCGAGUAUCGGCUACCGCUACUACAUUAUCUACACCAUCACUGGACUUACUUAUGUUGUAGCGGUGUAUUUCUUCUAUCCAGAAACAAUGGGCCAGAGCCUCGAACAACUUGAGGACUUAUUCCAGCAGGAUAUUUCCGUCUCGGAGACUGUUCAUUUUGCCAGUAAAUUGGCCAAUCUUCCGAAGGAUGAAGAGAACCGAGAAGAACCGUUGAAGGUCCAGCUUGAACAGAUUGAGCAUAGUGAGGCUAGCCCAAAGGCGGCUGUGCCAUGA